AUGGACACCCGUAUUGCCAGCAUCAUCGGGGACACAGCAUUAUCUGGCAGUAUUUCUGGUGGAGAUACGGACAUUCUCCCAACCGCUGUACCAUUGACCAGCCACACUGCAGCCAGUCCCGCCUGCCCUCAGGAGCAGGAGCAGGUGGCGGUGGAGGAGCCGGAGGAGCUGGAGGAACAGGAGCAGCCUGGGCCAUCCCAUUCAGUGCGUCCUAGGGGGUCAAGAGUGCUGACGGAGGCAAUCAGCACGCUCUUUGAAAACCCGUUCCCUGCGGAGUGCACGGUUCUCCAAAUCCUCCAAAAGUGCAAGAUCUGUGCCUACACACGGUUGAUAAAUGAGGCCCCUGGUGAGGGUCUGUCCUGGACAUCCAGCCCUCCCCCUCAGCUCCACCCCCUUUCUCUACUCACCUGUCUGAUGAGGCCUGACGUCAGUGAGAGACCAGAGGACUCAGCUGAGGAGCGUUACAACCUGAAGGAGACUCCUCCUGUCCCCAGUGUGGAGAAAGAUCCAGGAGAGGACAUGGACUGGAGACGGCCGAUCAGACCAGUGCUGAACAAAAGUUGUAACUUGGCAGCCAAGAUGUACGACGAAGCUGUUCUCUCAGUGAGAGGUGGUCUUCAGGAGGUUUUAGAUGAACACAAGAUCAGUCUGAGGAGGAGAUGUGAACGUGUGACUGAAGGAACUGAUGAGGCAGGAAGUAGAACUCUCCUCAACAGGAUCUACACUGAGCUCUACAUCACAGAGGGACAGAGUGAAGAGGUCAACAGCCAACAUGAGGUCAGACAGCUUGAGACAGCUUCCAAGAAGAUCAUCCAUGAAACACCAAUCAAGUACCAUGAGAUCUUUAAAGCCCUCCCUGACCAACAGAAACCCAUCAGAGUGGUUCUGACUAACGGUGUCGCUGGUGUUGGGAAAACCUUCACGGUGCAGAAGUUCACUCUGGACUGGGCAGAGGGCUUGGAAAACCAGGACAUCAGUCUGCUGGUUCUGCUUUCAUUCAGAGAGCUGAACUUGAUCAGAGAUGAGCGCUACAGUCUUCUGGAGCUGCUCCAUGUUUUCCAUCCAACAUUACAGAAGGUCAGAGCAGAGACGCUGGCUGUCUGUAAACUUUUGUUCAUCUUUGACGGCCUGGAUGAAAGCAGACUGUUGUUGGAUUUCAGCAUCAGUGAGGUUGUUUCUGAUGUCACACAGAAGUCAUCAGUUAAUGUGCUGUUAAUAAACCUCAUCAAGGGGAAUCUGCUUCCCUCAGCUCUCAUCUGGAUAACGUCUCGACCUGCAGCAGCCAAUCAGAUCCCUCCUUCAUGUGUGGACAGGCUGACAGAAGUCCGAGGCUUCACUGACGCCCAGAAGGAGGAGUACUUCAGGAGGAGGUUCAGUGAUGAAGAUCUGUCCAGCACAAUCAUCUCCCACAUCAAGACAUCCAGGAGCCUCCACAUCAUGUGUCUGAUCCCAGUCUUCUGCUGGAUCACUGCUACAGUUCUGGAGAACAUGAUGAGCACGGAGCAGAGAGGAGAGCUGCCCAAGACCCUGACUGACAUGUACUCACACUUCCUGUUGGUUCAGACAAAGAGGAAGAGGCAGAAGUAUGAUGGGGGACAUGAGACCAGUCCACAGGAGCUGAUGGAGGCUGAAAGAGAAGUUCUUCUGAAGCUGGGGAGGCUGGCGUUUGAACAUCUGGAGGACGGAAACAUCAUGUUCUAUGAGGAAGACCUGGAGUGCUGUGGUCUGGAUGUCACAGAGGCCUCAGUGUUCUCAGGAGUUUGCACAGAGAUCUUCAAAAGAGAGAGUGUGAUCUUCCAGAAAACAGUUUACUGCUUUGUUCAUCUGAGUGUUCAGGAGUUUCUGGCUGCAGUCUACAUGCUCCACUGUUUCACCAACAGGAACACAACAGUACUGGAAGAUUCCCUGGAGACAGGAAACAGUGAAGAUGAUGUGGACUGGAGCUCUGAUGAUGACUCUUAUGAUGAAACAGAUGACAAUCAUAUCUACAGGACUACUACUGAAAGUGAUGACAUUGACUCUCGUUUGGUAGAUUUCCUGCGUAGAGCCAUGGAAAAAUCUCUUCAAAGUAAAAAUGGCCACCUGGACCUGUUUGUUCGUUUCCUUCAUGGACUGUGUCUGGAGUCAAACCAGAGACUGUUAGGAGGUCUGCUGGGUCAGAUAGACAACAGUCCAGCAACAAUCCAACGAAUCAUCAACAACCUGAAGCAGAUGAACAGUUUUAAUAACUCUCCUGACAGAAGCAUCAACAUCUUCCACUGUCUGAUGGAGAUGAAUGAUCUCUCAGUAUAUCAAGAGAUCCAAGAGUUCCUGAAGUCAGGGAACAGAUCAGAGCAGAGACUCUCUGAUAUCCAGUGCUCUGCUCUGGCCUACAUGCUGCAGAUGUCAGAGGAGGUUCUGGAUGAGUUGGACCUGAAGAAGUACAGAACAACAGAGGAGGGAAUGCGGAGGCUGAUUCCAGCUGUGAGGAACUGCAGGAAGGCUAGAUUUGCUCUCAUCGAUCUCACAGAGGCUGACUGUGAAAUCAUAGCCUCAGCUCUGAAGGCCAACCCCUCACAUCUGAGAGAGCUGGAGCUGAAGAACAUCAGCACUGAUUCAGGAAUGAAGCUCCUUUGUUCUGGCCUGGAGAGUCCAAACUGUCGACUGGAGAUUCUGAGAUUGUGGAGGUGCAGAUUGUCAGAGAUCAGCUGUUCUUCUCUGGCCUCAGCUCUGAAGACUCACCCCUCACAUCUGAGAGAGCUGAGCCUGAGCUACAACCAGCUCCAGGAUUCAGGAGUGAAGUUUCUGUGUGAUUACUUGCAGAGUCCAAACUGCAAACUGGAGAUUCUGAGAUUGAGUGAAUGCAGUUUGUCAGAGAUCAGCUGUUCUUCUCUGGCCUCAGCUCUGAAGACUCACCCCUCACAUCUGAGAGAGCUGGACCUGAGUGAGAACACGCUCCAGGAUUCAGGAGUGAAGAUUCUGUGUGAUUACCUGCAGAGUCCAAACUGCAAACUGGAGACUUUGGGAUUGUGGAGUUGCAGAUUGUCAGAGAUCAGCUGUUCUUCUCUGGCCUCAGCUCUGAAGUCUGUCCCCUCACAUCUGAGAGAGCUGGACCUGAGUGAGAACACGCUCCAGGAUUCAGGAGUGAAGAUUCUGUGUGAUUACCUGCAGAGUCCAAACUGCAAACUGGAGACUCUGAGAUUGAGUGAAUGCAGUUUGUCAGAGAUCAGCUGUUCUUCUUUGGCCUCAGCUCUGAAGACCAACCCCUCACAUCUGAGAGAGCUGGACCUGAGCUACAACCACCUCCAGGGUUCAGGAGUGAAGCUCCUGAGUGACCUUUUAGAGAGUCUAUACUACAGACUUGAGUGUCUGAGCUUUGGGGAUGAUGACGUUAAUGUGAUCAGAGCUGAUGAUAAGAAAAAAUCUCUGAAGGCCCAACAUUUCUCACUAUCAGGAGACUUCAAGGUCAAAAAGGAUGAGAAGGAAAACCUUCAUCUGCUUGAUGAUAAAACGGCUCCAUCAUCCUUCUCACCUGAAAAGACUGACUCUACAUACAGGUUCAGGUGUCCUGGUCAGGGUGUGUUCCAGUGUGCUUCCACUGGGCUGGUGUUUGCUACGGAAAAGGAGGCGGAGCUUCAGUACAAGACUGUCCGAUGGGAUGAGGCUCUCCUCCAAUCAGCUGGCAAAGUGGCUGCAGGGCCACUGUUUGACAUCCAGUCUCCUGAAGAGGCUGUGUGUCAGCUCUACCUCCCACACUGUGAAUCAAAGGAAGGACUGCUUGUUGAUGGAGGCUUGUCUGUUGUCCACAUCACUGAUGAUGGGAUGAGCUUCUUGGAGCUGUUGGAGAUCACAGACACUCAUGUGGUUGUGAACGUCCCUCACCUAUCCCUCUUUGGCCUGGUCUGGGAUUUUUUUAAAAGGUUUCUGGGAAAUUUCCUGCCAAUAAACGGAGCAGUCCUGCUGUUCCUCCGACCUCUGACUGUAAGCACUAAAGUGCUCUAUGUGUUUCUGGUGCCAGAAAACGUCGACAUGGACAAGGUAAACUUUAAUCAGAGAGGGGCAGAUAAUAUCCAGACCUCUUCUAAAUGUCCUCUCAGCUCUGGUCAGAAUUACAGCGUCCACUGUGAACCUGAGGACUUAGAAGUACAGCCACAGCAUGAACAAUUCAGCAUGAAUUAUGGACCAAAUUUUUUCCCAACAUUUGAAGUUUUCCUCACAACAAACCAGGAGAAAGUGACUCUGACAAUCCAGGACCAAGACGGGGGAGAAGUCUGGAAACGUAAUGUGUUUGUUACAGGUGCAAGACGGGAAGCUCUGCCAGAUGUUGUUCAAGCAGAGGACAGGCUCCCUAUAGGGGACAGGGUUCCAGCGGAGGACAGGCUCCCUAUAGGGGACAGGGUUCCAGCAGAGGACAGGCUCCCUAUAGGGGACAGGGUUCCAGCGGAGGACAGGGUCUCUGCAGAUGCGAGGCUUCUUUCAGUUAGGGCAGAGUUCAUCAGAAGAGUGACAGAUCCUGGUCUGAACCAGCUCAUAGACAGACUCCUGCAGCACGGUGUUAUAACUGAUGAAGAGAUGCAGUCCUUCCACACCAAAGCCAGAGCAGACAAAGCUCGGGAUGUGAUUGAUUCAGUGCGAGGAAAGGGAGCUGAAGCCAGCUCAGUCCUGAUCGCCUCUCUUUCUGAGGUGGAUCCAUGGCUUUACAGAGCGCUGAACUUAACAUGAAAACAAACAGAGAUCUGAGGGGUGUGAUGAUGUUAAAAGCUGGCUGCUUUACAAUUAACCCUUUCAAUGUUGGAACCUUGAAAUGAGAUGGAUAAUAUGAGGAUGAAAUACUUCCUCCAUUGCAGAGAGCUGAAUUAUUUGGCCAAGGGGCAACAUAAAGAUAAAGAUUUCACUUGGGCCUAAAACUGAACUUUGUGGUAAACCACAGGUAAUAGUAGAGGUAGAGGAGUGAUGACCUAUGGUGACCACAAAGGUUCACUCUAAAGAUGAGAAUAAAACCAGAUAAAUGUAGUGUCCCUGAUGCCCACCCAGUUUCUAAGAGGUUCAACAAAACCAGUAGGAACAACGGUAUCAAAGGCUGCACUGAGAUCUCAAAGAAU
This is a messenger RNA of Cheilinus undulatus (humphead wrasse), 5081 nucleotides long. RefSeq names its product NACHT, LRR and PYD domains-containing protein 12-like. NCBI's taxonomy places the organism in Eukaryota, Metazoa, Chordata, Actinopteri, Labriformes, Labridae. The record is from RefSeq and is a predicted model, not a curated record. The transcript is spliced from 20 exons. Gene Ontology annotation, molecular function: protein binding. The coding region runs from base 1 to 4701 and encodes 1566 amino acids. Gene Ontology annotation, biological process: regulation of apoptotic process.